Messenger RNA from Trichoplax adhaerens, 1017 nucleotides. RefSeq lists its product as uncharacterized. Lineage: Eukaryota; Metazoa; Placozoa; Uniplacotomia; Trichoplacea; Trichoplacidae. Bases 1 to 1017 code for a protein of 338 amino acids. The record is from RefSeq and is a predicted model, not a curated record. The transcript has 16 exons. Gene Ontology annotation, cellular component: SAGA-type complex; nucleus. Gene Ontology annotation, molecular function: zinc ion binding; transcription coactivator activity; chromatin binding. Gene Ontology annotation, biological process: chromatin remodeling; regulation of transcription by RNA polymerase II.
AUGUCAACAGACGAUGUACAAUGUAUUAAUUGUACCAAUCCGAUUGGUUGCAAUGUGUACGUGCAAUGUAACGAAUGUGAAGAUUUCAUCUUAUGCCUCCAUUGUUUUUCACAUGGGGUCGAGCUGGGCUCGCACACCAGAGAUCAUGGAUACAUGAUUAUGGAUAAUGGCACGUUUCCUCUGAUGGAUUGCAACUGGUUAGCUAUUGAGGAAUUAGCAUUAUUGGAAGCUAUAGAACAACAUGGAAUGGGAAAUUGGGACGGAGCGGCUGACCAAUUAAGAACAAAGACACCACGAGAGAGCAGAGAGCAUUACGAAAAUUAUUAUGUAUAUGGAAACAUCGGUAAAGCGACUAGAGCGGAAAAAAGAGUGCACCCGGUAGAUCAUGUUCAGUCCAGCGUUGCGACACAAUGUGAAGCAAAUACUGAAGCCAACGAAAACAUGACUUUAGAAGAACAGCAAGAACUUGGAUAUAUGCCAUUAAGGGAUGAUUUUGAAAGAGAAUUUAAAAAUGAAGCUGAAGAAUUGGUCACCGAAAUAUCAUUUAGUAACGACGAGCCUAAAUUAGAAUCAGGCAUGCUAAAUUAUAAAAUUGCUCAAACUGAAAUUUAUUGUCGUGAUUUAAAAGACCGCCAAAGAAGAAAGAAUAUCGCUAGACAAGCUGAUCUUUUAUCUGGAAAGCACAAACGAAAUGUAAUUAGGAGAAAGUUAAGUAAGGAGGAAAACUUUAAACCAGAUGGCAAUCGAAGUAACGGAGAUUUAUUCAACAAUAUUAAACAUUGCAAAGGUUUCAGUUUGCUUUCUAUCAACGAAAAAAAGCUAUGUCAUGCUCUUUCUCUCAAACCUCCCGUGUAUAUAAGUGUAAAGACUUCAAUUUUAAAGGAAUUCGCAACUAAACGCCAUAAACUACCAAUGGGUGGUGGCAUAGGAAUAAAAAUAGAGAAAGCUAAACGGCAACAGAUAUUAAAGUUUUUAAAUGAGAGUGGAGUCAUUAAAUUUCCAAGCAAUGGAAAAUAA